AUGACCAGUCGACUGGUUCUUAAAGAGCUCAAGGCCGGCUUUAAAGCGACAAACAAGUUCCCAGUCACAGAAAAAACCUCUCCAGUUUCAAAAGCUACGGCGCCAAAGCUAAUGGGCGAUGUAAUGACUCUGGGGUCGAUUAGUGCGACCAACAAUUUCUGCAAGCCCAACAAACGGCUAGAAAAACCUCCGAGGGGAGAAAGGGCACUUGUGGAAGUACGCUCGAUGCUCAGAGGCACGAACAGCGUUGCCCAGGUCUAUCAAAACACUUUCCGCAUUUUCUCGGGGCAGAGCAAGGUCUACCAUUGUGACUUCUUCAGGCUGCUCUACUUUCCACCGGAGCAUUUCUUGUCGGUGUUUCGCAAGAGUAAGCCUGCAGUGAACGUGCGUAUCGUGGGCGAGGUCUUCUUGAAUGGAAAUGUCUCCAAGAGCCAAGGCCGCAGCGUAGCCAACACAGCGGUGUACGCGAGAGGCAGCCGCAUAGAGGGGUACGGUAAGAGCCAGGACGUGAGUAAUCUGAAGCAGCUGCAGAAUGUGUUUGCCAACGAUGGCUCGAAUGUUCCCCGAAACUAUGCGUAUCUGCGCAGAUCCUUACGCGCGUCUCUGAACAAGUGGUUCAUUCAGCACUGGAUGGCGCUGCAAGGGCCGCAGGCCGUCGAGGAGCAGAUCAGACGGCAGGGCGAAGCUGGCUCAAGCGCACAGUGGCAGUACUUGGACGCUCAGGGCCGCAGCAAAACCAGCGUGGCUAAGGACGGCUUCUACUUAUUUCAGGUCCUUGUGUUUCCCGACAAGACUACUAAGCAGGAGUUCAAGGCAAACGUUGCGCGCGGCGUGAAGACGGUGGCAGAUCUCGAGUGGGACGAUUUCUUGCGCAGCAAGUCGAACAAGUCCCGCACCUGGGUCCAAGAAUGCAACGACCGCGUCCGGGUUCCAGUGAUGAACUCGUACCUGGCCAACGACCAGAUGCCGCGCGUGCUGCGAAAGCUCCAGUCGUCCCGAGCAAAGUAG
Molecule: messenger RNA, 1008 nt
Organism: Lachancea thermotolerans CBS 6340
Lineage: Eukaryota; Fungi; Ascomycota; Saccharomycetes; Saccharomycetales; Saccharomycetaceae
Gene: PET130
Product: Pet130p
Exons: 1
Coding region: 1-1008 (335 amino acids)
Source: RefSeq, a predicted model, not a curated record